Messenger RNA from Botrytis deweyae, 2376 nucleotides. RefSeq lists its product as uncharacterized. Lineage: Eukaryota; Fungi; Ascomycota; Leotiomycetes; Helotiales; Sclerotiniaceae. The record is from RefSeq and is a predicted model, not a curated record. The coding region runs from base 899 to 1849 and encodes 316 amino acids. The transcript is spliced from 3 exons.
ACUUGGCUCGGGAAGUAAAGUUCAUCCAGGAGUUAAGAUGGUUGGGUGAAGUGGGCCUAAAUCCCUGUUGCCGGUUUCUUAUUCUCGCCACAAUCCAUUUCUUGUUUCAAAAGCUUCUAUACUUCUUCCAGAGCUCUAAUGCCCUGAGCAGUGAGAACCCAACAUUCUUCCCAUGGCUGUCCACCUCCACUCUGCCUAACUUUCGAUACCAAAUCUUCUUGGCGGGUCUACUCAUCACCCCCUUCCUUGUAUCUCAACAUUGUCAAGCCUUCUUUGGAUAACCAUGCUUUGAGCGUUACAAGCAUUCGCUCGGGAUCUUCUCACCUUGGAACCCUAAUUGGGACGCCAGGCAUAAUCGAAUUCCCAUCUCCCCGGCAGAGAACGUUGCUAAAGUUCUGCCAACAUGCAUCAUUUGCAUUGCGCAACACGGAAGCUGUCUCGUUCGAUGCGAAUCGCUGGAACGCUUUGGUCAUUUUAAUUACUGCUACUGCCCUACGCCAUUGAUGUCUAUGCAAGCUUUACUUAAAAGAUCAGACGAUAGAUAAAUGCAGAUGCACCCCCUCUCUCUUUAACAUUUCUCCUUCCUUUUACCAUUUCAUCAACGGCUCUAAUCUGCAGUGGUUCAUUCAUACAACAAGUUGCCGAAAAAGUUUGGAAACAUUUUGGUCGUUGGUAAAUCGCAUAUUACCAAGGUAUGCAUUAUUCGGCUCUCACCUAUAUAACGGCAUUAUAUAGAUAAGUUUUCGAAACGCGCACAGUCGCAUCUGCUUUGUAAACAACGGUCAACAAAACCACAACAAGCGUUCUGGAAACCUAACGCGCUGCGGCAAUACUUCAACACCUUUUAGAAUUACCCCCAGCGACCUGCGAGAGCAGUUCGCUGUGGAGGAAUCCAUGUAUGUCUGGCUAUUCACGCCACAAUCCAGGGCACGAUCCUUAUAUCGAUUAUGCUGCUCAAUCCGAAGAACAUCCAGAGCGCGUUUACGGGUCGCAUCACCCAGAGCUCCAGCAAGUUGGUGCGCAAAGUCUCGAAUCCCUUCAACUGGGAGGGCAUCAUCAACAGCAACAGCAACAACAUCACCACCACCACCAAGUAUUGCUAGAUUCACACGGCAUGGCCCACCACCAGUCUCCUCAAUAUGGAGGUGGGCAACACAUCGGGUAUAUGGGUGCGCAAAUACAACAACCAUCUAGUGUAGGAAAAAGGCCAAGAACUCAUGACGACUUGGAAAUUGGGAUGGGAAGGGUGUCAGAAGGUCAAAUGCAUGGGCAGAUGCAAGGCAUGUCUUCACAAAUGGCUCAACAAACGAUGGGUGGUUAUGGUGGUGGCCCUCAGGCUUUUCACAGUCAUGCAUUGCCUAAUCAAGGACCUCGAGGUACGAAGAUUCCUCGUCUUGGCGAAGGUCCGGAUUCAAGUAUGAUGUCGCAAGGUGCACCUAGUGUAGUUGGCACUGCCGGAAUGCCGAUGCCUGCAGAAAGACCGCGAGGUCCAAAGUUAAAGUUCACUCCCGAGGAUGAUCAGUUACUAGUAGAUUUGAAAGAGAAUAAGGCUUUGACUUGGAAGCAGAUUGCGGAGUUUUUCCCAGGGCGCUCUUCAGGGACAUUACAGGUCCGCUACUGCACAAAAUUGAAGGCUAAGACAACUCAAUGGACUGACGAGACGGUUCAAAAACUUCGAACAGCGGUCCAUGAUUACGAACAAGAAAAAUGGCGCAUUGUGGCACAGAAAGUUGGGACCGGGUUUACAUCUACGGCUUGCAAAGAUAAAUGGACUGAACUGAUGCACCCCGAUGAUUCCGAAUUACAAUCACCAGAACCUGAAAAUCUACCCGAAGAUUCAGAAUAUUAACUUCACGCGGACCAAUUUUUGUCAAGUUUCUUUUGCAUCUCACCUACCCAUAAGCACAGACAUUGCAUACACAAUACUCCCUCAGCCAGCACAGCCGACUAGACUACCGACGCGACUCAGAUUUCGCAUUAUAUUUUCAUUUGUUGCACUACACACAUUUACACAUACCCAGCAUACAACAUUUCCUAUUUGAAAAUCCGAAAGCAAGAAGUUCACAAACUAAUACCGGAUAAAAGCGGCUGGAUCGCUUUUUGUCUCAUUCAUCUAUCUAUUCAUUGCUUAUUUCUGGACUUUAAUGGUCAACUACAUUCCCAUUUCCUUAUAUUUCGUUUCAGUCAGGAAGAAUAAAAGAGAGAAAGGAGGAGCACAUAUAUACAUGGAAACUUUCGAGAUUCGAAUACACAAAAAAAUACCAUUCAUGAUGAGAAAUGGAAGGGGCGAGAGGAAGUUGUAAUUGUACAAUUGGUGGGUUGGGGUUACAUAGGGUAGAUGGCUGAUGGAGUGAGAGGGGUGAGAGGGGUGAGACG